AACCUUUCUCACUCUCACUUACACUUCCCCCUUUCGCUCCCCAACAAAAAAAGAACUUGAUUAGCCGCGGUUUUUUUUUCCUCCGCCACUUGAUUGCUUCUUUUUAUUUCUGAUCAAAAUAAUAUAAGCAAAAUUGAUAUUUUGUUGAAGAAGAUAUAGAUUGGUGAUUGCUUUUGGUACAGAGAUAUAUAUCAUUUCAUUUGUUCCUUGUUCUCGAUUUGAGAUCGGCGAGGUUUUCAAGGUUUUCGUCGCUUUCUCCAACCUGCAUUGCUUCCAUUCCUAGCUGCUAACAUGGGGCAGUAAAGCAAAAGAAUAUCAUUGCCAUUUGAUAGAACAAAAAGCUAAUGAAUAAUUAGAAAGUUUGAGGGACAUGGGAUUUGGUUCAAAGUCAGAAAGGAGUUCAAACCCACAGCAAAGUUCAAAGACAGGGAAGGAGAAAGUUCACUUGCCUCAUGGAGGCCUGAGGUUAAAGAAUAAUGAGAAGUUAAAUGUAAAGAACGGCAUUACUUUUCCAUAUGGUAAUCUGCCAGGUGAAAUAGUAAAAAAUCAAAUUCAAAGCACCUUGGUUGAAACAAAACCUUUUGGGAAUUGCCAGGGCCAGCAUCUCAAGAGCAAGCCAACAAAAGAAGAUGAGCUUGUUAGGUACAUGUCAAACUUGCCGGGUUACCUACAGCGUGUAGACAGUUCAGAUAACCUUCAAGAGAAGGCAUUGAAUGUCGGAGUUCUGGAUUGGGCAAGUCUAGAAAAAUGGAAGUACCACCGAAAGCAUAUCCCAACAAUAACUGGCAAUGAUGUAUCAUCCACAAGCACCAUUUUAACAUCGAAAACAGAUACCAAGUCCGCUUCCUUUUCUAGUGCUGUUACCAAGGUUGCCUCUGCCAAUAAAAGUAAGCAACACUCUUCAGCUUACUCAAGUCCUACCUCACCUCAAAAGGGUGGCAUUCCUCGAGGUGCAAAACCAUCUACUCCAAAGGUUAGACACUAUCAAGAUAUUGAUACUGCUUCCAAGAGUUCCUUGGAUCAGCAGAAGAAGACAUCCAAGACAAAUAAAUCCUUUGGCAAAAUUCAUUCCGAUGUAAUUCUUGAGAAGGGGAAGAAAAAAGAGUUAGAUCAGAAAGUCACUUCAGAAAUGGGAAAUAUGUCAUCAAACAUGAGAAACCAUGGGGUCUCACCUCUGCCAAAGGAAACUGUAAGUGUUUGUAAUGGUGGAGCAAAAAAGAGAGUAGAGCGAAGGCGGGAAACUGAUGUAAACAUAAAGGACUUGGAUCAAAAAAGCACUAAAAAUUUGGAGGCUUCUUCGUCGAAAUCCAGAAGUUAUGCAGCUCCACUGGGUCCUAGCAAAACACUAAGUGCUGAGAGCAACAAAACUAAGAACAAAGAGAUGGAGGAAUCCAAAAUUGAUCUUACUCAUCAAUUUUUACCUGGUGAGCGCAGGAAUGUUGUUCUUCUUCCAAGAUCUGCCCGAGGCAGCUUUUCUGAAGAACUCCAAGAUGGGACUUUGAAUGAAGCAAAACGGAAUAGCUUUUCCUAUGACCUACUUCAGAAGGAUCAUUUUCUUGAAUUAUGUUCUGAUGUUCCUCAUUCUUGUCCACUUCCUUCUGGAGUUGAGAGGAAUCCUGAAACUAGAAUUAUGGCACAAGGUCUGAAGCCUUCUUCUGAUGCAUCUAGUAGGUCUGUGUUAAAUAGCACAGGAAAUAUAAGAUCUCAGGGCAAGUGUUCUGCUGAGAACAAGACCAAGUCUCAGGAUGCUCAUGUUGAAACUUUAAAGAUACUGGAAGAAGAAAUGGCUGAAUUGACUACCAAAGGAAGCAGAACUAGCUCACCAAAUCGCCGUUUUAGUUUCAGCUUAAGUCGUCUGAGUAGAAGUUUCAGUUUUAAGGAAAGUUCUACAGUCCCACAAAUGAACCCCGGUUAUGUUUCUGUCAAGUCCGGCCCAGUGAGGUCUGAUUCUUCUGGUUUUCUGGAUGAUAUGAACAGAGAGAAGUUGAAUGGCCAUACCAGAACUAGAUCCAGCCCCUUAAGAAGGGUGCUAGAUCCACUACUGAAGUCCAAGGGCUUAAAUUCCUUCCGAUCCACUGAUGCUGUUCAACCAUCACAAGGAGGCUUGAAUUCCUCUAAUCCAGGGACCGUUAAUACAAACGAAUCCUUUCAGGCAGAAAAGUUGGGGCGAUCAAUGAUUAAAGCUCUUCUAGAGGUUGCAACAAAGAAUGGACUCCCACUGUUCAGAUUUGUUGUCAACGAUGGCAAUAACAUGCUUGCAACUACCAUGAGAAGUCUAGCAUCAUCUGCCAAGGGGGGAUCUGAUCAGAUUUAUGUAUUCUCUUCAGUUAGUGAAAUUAAGAAGAGUGGCAGCUGGAUAAGUAAAGGAAACAAGGAUAAAAAAUGUGGCUACAUCUACAAUAUCAUUGGACAAAUGAAGAUUUCAGACUCUCAUAUUUCAGAUUUGGUAAAGGAGUCUGUUCUAUUCAGUGUGGAGCAAAGACAAGCAGAUCAAGCAUCAGCAAAGUUUACGCCAAGUACUGAGCUUGCUGCUGUUGUCAUCAAAAUACCUGGUGAAAGCAAUGUACAGCAGGUUGAAGAUAUAACGAAUAAUGGCUCUACAGAAUCUUUGGCUACAUAUGGAUGCACUUGCACCUUUAUAGAAAAUUCGAGCUCCAAUAUUACUACUGCCAUACUUCCUGGUGGUGUCCACAGCUUGCCUAACAAAGGAAUACCUUCCCCAUUGAUUGACCGGUGGAGAUUUGGUGGAUUAUGUGACUGUGGAGGUUGGGAUGUUGGUUGUAAAUUACAUAUUCUCUCCAACCAGAACUGCAGUUGCUGUAAGAAUUCAAGGAUGUAUCAAGCAUGCCCGGAUCCCAACCAUCUUGAACUUUAUCCACAGGGAGAAGCACAACAGGACGUGCCUAUCUUCAGCUUGGUUCCACAUAAAAAUGGAAUUUAUGCAAUUGAGUUCAGUUCAUCAAUCACUGCAUUACAAGCGUUCUUUAUCUCAGUAACAAUUAUAAGUUGUCGGAAAUCAUCUGGUUUUCCAGAAUUUGGUGACCUGCCUGAAGGAAAACUUAUAAAGGAGACAAUGUUGAAUGGCAGCCUUGGGAUGGACAACAAACAAACCGUUGCCCUUGGAACCAUGCCUGCAAGAUAUGCUCCGAACCCACCACAUUCCCCGGUUGGGAGAGUAUAGUUUCAAAUGCCGGGACCAGCUUUGGUUUUUCAGGUAUAGUUAUCAAAAAUCUCAAAGGGUACAAAACACUGGGAUGCCAUGUUGAGAGUCAAACCAUUCAUGAUCCAUACAGGGAAUUGGAUUUGGGUGUAGACUUGUUCAACAUGGUUAAUCAUGAUGAUUUUGUUAAGAGUUGCACAUCAUCAAUAGAUCACUUGUAUAAAGGAAAUAAUAUUGGUAAUUCAUUAUAUACCAUUCACAGUUUUAAUCAAGUGGGGUUUUCGUUUUAAGGUCAACAA
This is a messenger RNA of Gossypium arboreum, 3459 nucleotides long. RefSeq lists its product as uncharacterized. Lineage: Eukaryota; Viridiplantae; Streptophyta; Magnoliopsida; Malvales; Malvaceae. The record is from RefSeq and is a predicted model, not a curated record. The transcript has 4 exons. The coding region runs from base 371 to 3181 and encodes 936 amino acids.